AUGGAGAGUUGUACCUUUCCGAAGUACAGUAACAAUGAUAUUGUUUUACACCUCCGCAACUCCUUGCUGACAGGAAGCGAGGCGAAAAGCUUUACCAAAAGUGAUUUAUUUCCAAAUGUCAAGCCUGAAAUGCUGCAAGUCAUCUUCAUGAGAGCCUUGCAAAUUGUCUAUGGAAUCCGCCUGGAACACUUUUACAUGAUGCCAGUUGCCUUUGAAACGGCGUAUCCUCAGAUUUUUGAAGGCUUCCUACCCUUUGGCAAUCUAUUUAUUCACAUGGAGCAGUUUUUCCCGGUCUGCCGUGUCAAUGACUUCCAGAUUGCUGAUCUCAUAAACCCAAAACCCAAGAGGACGGCUCAUUUCUUGAGUGGCAUUAUUAACUUCCUUUUAUUCCGUGAUUCCCGCCGUGAGGUCUACCUGGAAAUCCAGAGCAUGCAUAAAUUGGCUGUGGAAAAAGUGCAGCAGCUUCAGAUAUCUAUCCAGAAGGCGACAAUGAAGCUGGAAAAACUUGAUACUAUUCCUACUGAUCAACAAGAGGAGUUCAGGGAGCUGUCUCAAGAUAUUCAGCAGCUGCAACACAAGCUCAACCAGGAAUAUCGGCAGAAAACGAGCGCUUUGCAAGAAGUGAUCGGCCAAAAGAGAAUGAGAAUUACAGAAAAAACCCAAAAUCUGAACGAGCUAAAACGCACCAUCUGCGAGCUGAAAGAAGAACAGGAGCAACUGAAGUCCAAGAUCACGGAGUCUCCGGAGGAGCUGACCAGCUGCAAAGAACGCUUGAAGGAGGCUCUCCAGAAGAUCAAGAAGGACAAGCAUGAAGUUAUUCAGAAGUAUGAAGUCUACAGAGAUUUGGUGGAGAUGCUGCCAUCCUGUCAGGCGGAGAUUCAGAUGUAUCAGGAGAAAAUGCGAACCCAGGGAGCAAAUGUGGAUAAGCAGGCCGCUACACUGGCAGAGAUCCGAGCCCUGGAGCACCGGAUUGAAAGCAGCACAAGUGGAUUCAGGAGUUCCAAGACGGAAGAGAUGUCCUUGAAGAGGCUGGUUACUACCAAACGGGAAAAGCUCACCACUACCGAAAUCAAAAUAAAGAAGAUACGCGAGGAUACGGAGCAGCGCAAGCAGGCGAUAACAGAGUAUUGCAACAAGUUUCAGGAAAAAAGAGGGGCUGUUUGUGAGAAGCUGACCUCCGUUCACACUGAAAUCAAGCAACUCAAAGCAGCGAUUCAGCAGCUGAAUGACAACAUUGCAAGGGAGAAAUCGAAAGCACAGGAGAUCUAUCUUAACAUGAGGGUUGGCUUGGAGAAGUACCAUGAAAACCUCGCGAAAAUAGUGGACAGCUACAUAUCUGCAAGAGAAGGCAAAAUUCUGGAACUGGAGACUCUUUUGAGUACAUCAUUCCGCUCUUGA
Euleptes europaea (tarantolino) is the source of this 1398-nucleotide messenger RNA. RefSeq names its product kinetochore protein Nuf2-like. The record is from RefSeq and is a predicted model, not a curated record. Gene Ontology annotation, molecular function: protein-containing complex binding. Lineage: Eukaryota; Metazoa; Chordata; Lepidosauria; Squamata; Sphaerodactylidae. Gene Ontology annotation, cellular component: kinetochore; Ndc80 complex. The coding region runs from base 1 to 1398 and encodes 465 amino acids. The transcript has 13 exons. Gene Ontology annotation, biological process: attachment of mitotic spindle microtubules to kinetochore; meiotic chromosome segregation; kinetochore organization.